UUUUUUUUUCUUUUGGAACCUUCACUUUCGACAUAUUCUUUUGCGUUUACUUUUGUUUUCUAUAUUCAACAUUCUCCAUAUUCAGCAGAUACCUUGGUCAGAUUAAACUAUGGCGGAUUGUAUAGAGCAAAAGCGAACAGAGUCUGCAAUGGAAAAUGACUGUACAUCAUUAUCUAAGACAGGGAGUCCAAAUGAAGAAAUGUCGGCAAGGUCCAUCGAAACUGCACCAGUCAUUGCUGCUGUAAAAAAAGAAGAAACUUCUAAAGAAGCAGAAAAGGAAGUUACUGACUCUGAAGAAGAUGAUGAGGCAACAGCAGCAGCAGCAACAACAACAACAACAACAACAACAACAAUAGUAAGGCCGACUCCACCGACAGAGAAACCUGAAUGGGCCACAGGCGAUCCAUUUUUUGAUACGAUGGCAGGGAUGGCAUCACCGGAAUACCGAAGGUACUAUGGUGAGGGAUCAUAUCAGGAUCAAAUCUUGGCAACGGUGGCGACUUGUUCAGAGAUAUCAUCCAAUCAUAACCCUGGCAAUGACGAUCUCACGACACCAUCCACAACAGAAGCGAUGAUAGUGCCAAGUACUCCGAUGACGGAAUCUUCAUCAUCGACUUUAUCAAAACCAUCCUAUUCAAAUACGGGUCUAGAGCAUUGGAACAAGACGCGCGAACAAUGGACGAAGGGACGUUGGCAUAUAGUGCCGAGCGCGAACAGCGACAACCCAGCACUAAGUGCCAUCAACCCCAAGAAUCACGACGCAAUCUAUGACAGUCUAGUUUAUGAUCGUAAACGGCUAUCGAAACCUAUUCCAUUACCAUUGGUCAUUAAAGUGUUGGUUAGUGGCUGGAAACGGGAUGGACUAUGGUCAGAGAACCCAGUACAGCACCCAGGUCCAGGAUCAGGGUCUGCAUCAGCACCUACAGCCACUGCAGGAUUGAACGCCUACAUCCCUGGAUUCUCCUCAACAAACUCACCAUCAGUUUUGAAGAAGGCGUAGAGAGUGUGGUUCAUGAACUUUAAGAUAUCAGUAUCAGUGUUUUAUUUUCUUUCCACGCGACGUGAAUAUUGCUUGACUUUUUUUAUAUAUACUAUAUAUCUUUAUAUUUCCUACGAUAUUAUUAUAUCAUGAAGCAAAAUGACAAUAAGGGUUAAAAAAAAGUUUUUUUUAAAAAAAAAAAGACAAACACAAUAUACAUACAUGCCUUGCUGAUUAUUGAUAAUAGGUAACAGGAGCGCAUUCUAGCC
Messenger RNA from Lobosporangium transversale, 1248 nucleotides. RefSeq lists its product as hypothetical. The transcript is spliced from 2 exons. NCBI's taxonomy places the organism in Eukaryota, Fungi, Mortierellomycota, Mortierellomycetes, Mortierellales, Mortierellaceae. The coding region runs from base 110 to 1000 and encodes 296 amino acids. The record is from RefSeq and is a predicted model, not a curated record.